AUGAGCGAUCGAGGAAUGCCACCCGAACUAGGCAGAGAGCCGCUGCCGAGCGAGUAUUUGCUGGGUUCCCCGAAAAGCCAGAGAAGUGGAAGAAGCGGAAGAAGCCCUUCGCAGCGUUCACUCGGCUCCCCCAAAUCCGGCAUCUCAUCCAAAGCUCACAGAGCCUGGAAGGCUGCGAAUCCGGAGCUGGAGGUGUUGUCUGUGGAUGAGCUGCAGAAGCUUUUAUUGCUGAAGGACCAAGCCUUGCAGCUGCUGCACGAAGAGGUUGAGGAGCUGCAGAGUUCACUCAGAAGCCAGGAACUGAUGGAGGUGCGCUACCGGCAUCUGCAGGGUCUUUUGCAGCCUUCGCCUGGUUGCGAGGGCAGCAGGCAUUCUGCGUCGACCAUGCUGGAUAAGAUUGGUGAGGCUGGACGAGCAGCACACAUGAACCGCUUGCAUGCGUACCAUGCAGGCACUUCUCAUGGAUACACGGACUUCGAAGCUAAGGCCAUAGCAUUUCCAGUCGACGAGCACGGCCUUCUAAAGAGAGGCAUUCAUCAUGAUGUUGGAGCAUCAAUUUCAGAUUCAGCAAUGCCUCGGCAGCAGCGAAGCUGGUUGUACUGA
This is a messenger RNA of Symbiodinium sp. CCMP2592, 603 nucleotides long. Lineage: Eukaryota; Dinophyceae; Suessiales; Symbiodiniaceae. The record is from the annotation of a GenBank genome assembly.